This is a messenger RNA of Sparassis crispa, 2091 nucleotides long. Its product is annotated as Citrate synthase, mitochondrial. The transcript has 11 exons. Gene Ontology annotation, cellular component: mitochondrial matrix. NCBI's taxonomy places the organism in Eukaryota, Fungi, Basidiomycota, Agaricomycetes, Polyporales, Sparassidaceae. Gene Ontology annotation, biological process: tricarboxylic acid cycle; citrate metabolic process; carbohydrate metabolic process. The record is from RefSeq and is a predicted model, not a curated record. Bases 1 to 2091 code for a protein of 696 amino acids.
AUGGCCUCUGCCUUCCGCGCUGUCUUCAAGCAAUCACGGCCUUCCGCUCUCGCACCUUCGGCCCGCUUCGCCUCCACCUCCUCAAAGACCGUCUCCCUCAAGGACAGGCUUGCCGAUCUCAUCCCUGCAGAGAUCGAAAAUGUGAAAGCCACGCGUGCCGCGCAUGGAAAGAAGUCUUUUGGUCCCGUCCUUGUAGAUCAGCUCUAUGGGGGCAUGCGAGGCUUGCCUGCGCUUAUAUGGGAUGGCUCCAUUCUUGACCCAGAGGAAGGCAUCCGCUUCCGUGGAAGGACCAUUCCCGAGUGCCAGGAGCUCCUCCCCCGAGCUCCUGGUAGUUCUGAACCUCUUCCGGAGGGACUCUUCUGGCUUCUCCUAACUGGCGAGGUCCCUACUCAAGAGCAGGUUACCGCACUUUCCAGGGACUGGGCAGCGCGGGCUACUAUUCCCGACUUCGUGGAAGAUAUCCUCGACAGAUGUCCGGACACUCUGCAUCCUAUGAGCCAAUUCAGUUUGGCCGUUACUGCCUUGAAUCGCGAUUCCGCCUUCGCCAAGGCCUACCAGCAAGGCAUUUCUAAAAAGGAGUACUGGCAGCCCACCUUCGAGGACGGUAUGGACCUCAUCGCCAAGCUCCCCAACAUCGCUGGCCGCAUCUACCGUAACGUUUACGGCAAGGGCAAGAUACCCACAAUUGAGCCCAACAGGGAUUACUCUUGGAAUCUAGCCCAUCUAUUAGGGUUCGACCAGGAUCCUGCUUUCGUCGACCUCUUGAGGCUUUACAUCACCAUUCACAGUGAUCAUGAAGGAGGUAACGUUUCCGCACACACCGGCAAGUUAGUGGGUUCGGCUCUUUCCGAUCCGUUCCUGGCUUUCAGUGCUUCCUUGAACGGUCUUGCUGGGCCUCUACAUGGCCUCGCCAACCAGGAGGUGCUCUUAUGGUUGCGCAAAAUGCAGUUCAAGAUUGGCGAGAACGCCAGCGAUGAAGCUGUCAAGGAAUACGUCUGGUCAACGUUGAAGGCUGGUCAGGUCGUCCCCGGAUACGGACAUGCCGUCCUCAGGAAGACCGAUCCACGCUAUACCGCUCAGCGCAAGUUUGCGCUCAAACACAUGCCUGAUGAUCCUCUCUUCCAAUUGGUUGGCCAGGUCUUUAAAAUCGUCCCCGACAUCUUACUCGCGGCCGGCAAAGCGAAGAACCCCUGGCCCAAUGUUGAUGCCCACUCCGGUGUGCUGCUGACGCACUACGGACUGAAGGAGAUGCAAUUCUACACCGUUCUCUUCGGUGUCUCCCGUGCCUUUGGUGUGACUGCCCAGUUGAUCUGGGAUCGUGCCCUCGGUGCUCCUCUGGAACGUCCGAAAUCGUACUCUACGGUGGCUAUCCAGCAGAUGUUCAAGGACAAGCCUACUAUUGUCAAGCAGAGCUCUUCCUGGGAUGGUCACGUUGGUAGCAAGGCUCAUCGCACUAAUGCAGCGCGUCUCAAGGAGCAACAACGCCUGCGAGAGAUUCAGGAAGAAUCGGAGAGGAAGCGCAGGGCAGCGGAGAAGGAUGAAGAAGAGACCGUGUCCAAGAGGCAGAAGGUCCAAGAGGAAGACAGUGAGGACGACGAGGCGCCUUCGCAUCCACGAGCUGGAUUCCCCGCAGAUUUCUUCUCUGACCCUUCGCGAGCUCCACUGCCACCGCCAUCCGACGACGAAUCCGAUGAGGUAGCUCUUACAGUUGACGCCCCAGUGGACGCCGUGGACCUGGAGUGGCGGCGAUUUCAAGAGGCAGUUCUCAAUGCCCCGGACGAGCGCGAGGCGUACGAGCGCGCGACCGUUGUUGCUGAACCCGUAUUGGCUGUCGAGUCCCCGAGCGGCUUCCCUCCUGCUCAGACCGAUGUUGGCCAUCAAGUCUCGCAACACGAGGAAGUGGUAGAUCAGGCCGAGUUGAGGAGAAGACGAGAGCAGGAGGAGAGAGAGUUGAUCAUGGACAGGCUGCUGGACGAGGAACGCGCGCAAGAGGAGGCGGACGAGAAGGUUACUGUUUUGAAGCUCAGGCUCAAUGCGUUGAAGAAGCAGCGGGAGGCAGCGCGCAAGCUCAAAAGCAAAUCUGCACCGUGA